UGAAGAAUUAUACAACAAACUAUCAACAUGAUGAUGGAUUACUUUGUUACAAACAAUUCUUUAGCACCUGCACCUAUGGGUAUUCAAAGUACAGCUGGUGCAGUACCUGUAAAAAAUGAUAAAGGUGAACUUUCCAUGAAAAAAGUAAAAGUACAUCGUUACGUCUCUGGAAAACGUCCUGAUUAUGCACCAGCAGCUAGCUCAGAAGAGGAGUCUGAGGAAGAAGAUUUUUUAGAAAAACGGGUACACAAAAAUUAUGAGGAAAAUGAAAUUUCUACAGAUACUCCUGCACAAUCACAAGUUAAAAUACAUGAUGAAGAUGAUCCACGUAUUAGAAGAUUAACCCGUUUAGAAAAACAAAAAGAAUCUAAUACAGAAAUUCGUGCAGAAAGACACAGGCAUAUACACGAACCAGAAUUAAUUGAAGUUGAACCAGAAAGAACUCGAGAAAGGAUUAAACUAGAAAGUUCAGAUUCUUCAGAAGAUGAAGAACUGUCAGACUCUGAAAUAGAAAGAAGACGAGAAGCAUUAAAACAGCGAGUUUUAUCUAAAAAGGGAAAUGAAGAAGAAUUAAUUCAUGGAGAAGAAGAUGAAAGGUCAGGUGAUACUUCAGAAGAAAGUUCAGAAUAUGAAGAAUAUACAGAUUCAGAAGAAGAAACUGGACCAAGAUUGAAACCAGUUUUUGUACGUAAAAAAGAUAGAAUUACAGUAAUGGAAAAAGAGAAGGAAGCAAUGAAACAAAAGCAGGCAGAAGUGGAAGCCAAGAAAAUGGCAGAAGAACGGAAACGGCAAACUUUACGGAUGGUAGAAGAAGCAAUAAGAAAAGAAGCACAAGUUGGUAAAAAUACUAGUGAACAUGAAGGAAAACUUGAAGAUGUUUGUACAGAUGAUGAAAAUGAUGAAAUUGAGUACGAAGCUUGGAAAUUGCGAGAAUUAAAAAGAAUUAAACGUGACCGUGAAGAAAGAGAACAGCUUGAAAAAGAACGACUGGAAGUUGAACGUAUACGUAAUAUGACAGAAGAAGAACGAAGACAAGAAGCGCGAUUAAAUCCAAAAGUUAUUACAAACAAAGCAGCCAAAGGAAAGUAUAAGUUUUUACAAAAAUAUUAUCACCGUGGUGCUUUCUAUUUGGAUAAAGAAGAUAAUAUAUUUAAACGAGAUUUUUCUGGUGCAACUUUGGAAGAUCACUUUGAUAAAACUAUUUUACCAAAAGUUAUGCAAGUGAAAAACUUUGGACGUAGUGGUAGGACUAAAUAUACUCACUUAGUUGAUCAAGAUACUACUCAGUUUGAUUCACCUUGGAUCUCAGAAACAGCUCAAAAUUUGAAAUUCCAUAACAAUCAAGCCGCGGGAAUGAAGCAAAUAUUUGAACGGCCAUCGUUAAAAAAGCGAAAAAGUGAAAACUAA
Messenger RNA from Habropoda laboriosa, 1407 nucleotides. RefSeq names its product microfibrillar-associated protein 1 (gene Mfap1). Gene Ontology annotation, cellular component: U2-type spliceosomal complex. Gene Ontology annotation, biological process: mRNA splicing, via spliceosome. The record is from RefSeq and is a predicted model, not a curated record. Lineage: Eukaryota; Metazoa; Arthropoda; Insecta; Hymenoptera; Apidae. The coding region runs from base 28 to 1407 and encodes 459 amino acids. Gene Ontology annotation, molecular function: RNA binding. The transcript has 4 exons.